Molecule: messenger RNA, 2137 nt
Organism: Doryrhamphus excisus (bluestripe pipefish)
Lineage: Eukaryota; Metazoa; Chordata; Actinopteri; Syngnathiformes; Syngnathidae
Gene: fancg
Product: FA complementation group G
Biological process (GO): interstrand cross-link repair
Cellular component (GO): Fanconi anaemia nuclear complex
Molecular function (GO): protein binding
Source: RefSeq, a predicted model, not a curated record
UCACCAACAUUUACUUCCUGGUUAGAAUUUCCGGUUAUUUGACAAACGAGGGAAAGUUGAAAACUUCUACCGAUGUCUCCUAAAAGACAACAGUCGUCUUCUAAUUUAUCAAAUAGUUGGAUACAAGAGAACAACGAAUUAGUAAAGAAAUGGCAGCAACAUAACAGAGAUGCCUUGAGUGGAGACCAGAACCAUACCAGAUUGUUGCUCACUGAGUUUCACAAACUUAUAAGAAAAAUACAAGGUCUUCCUCCUCUUGAAGAUCACUCCCAAUUGGAGUUGUGUGUCGUGUACAAUGUGUGCUUGUUGUCCAUGGUGCUUCUUCAGGUAUCAGAAGCUGAGCUGCUCCUCACACAAUCUAUGGAUAGAGUUUUCCAGAUGACAGGAGUUGAUGCAGUGGAUUUCCACUGCGCUGUGUUUUGGCGUACCGUUCUUCAGUCAGUGGAAAGCCGUGAAGUGGUGAAAUCCUGUGUCGCGAACCUUCUCUGUGUGCAGUGGGCUAUAUGGUUGGCGAACUGUUGUGUUGAUAAAAUAGAAGCGCUUCAGGAAGAGUUUUCUUCUCUAUCUGCUGGAGUUGAACAAGACGUGCCAAAUGAAGUGGGGCAAACGUCUUCAAACAUUCCCCUUUUGGUGAUGGAACCCAGACGCUUUGUUGAAUUAUUGCAAAUGUGCACUUUGAUUACACAAGGUGCAGAAAGGCUGAAUGAGGGUCAAAACUCGAAGGCAAUAACCGAUCUACAGGCUGCAUCUUUGCUGCCUGCUCCCAGACAUCUAGUGGCAUACACACACCUCCUCUCUGGCUCCUGUCUAGCCCGCACAGGUCGCCCUCAGAUGGCACUACAGUGUUACAGGACAGCACUAGAGACAGACUCCCAAUGUGUUUGUGCUCUAUACCAGAGUGCACUCAUCUUCAGAUGCCUGGGUAACGCACAGGCAGAGAUACAAGCCCUUCGUUUGCUUCACUCGACACUUUUGUUACCCUCCAAGCCAGUUAUGAUCAACGAUCAUGUCCUCUCCUCAUCCUUAUUGCUACGGAGCCAAACUCUGAUCAGCCUGGUUUCUGUUCCCUCUGCUCUCUGUAUCCUUCACAGUUUAGCCCAGAAGUGUGUGCUGCAUUCAAGAUUGUCAGAAGGUGUAGAACAUUAUCUUGACCUGUUGGCUGCUCUUCACUCGGAACAGCACAGAGUAUGUACAGAGGACUCUCAGCUUCCAAGACUACCUGAACUUUACCUGGAGGCCGGCGCUGCCCUGCUCAUGGCCCAGCGGCCCCUGGAUUGCCUGACGUUAUGUGACGAAGUCCUCACCGCAACACUGGAUCUGCUGCCAGCGAUGGUGGUGCUGGAGGAACCUGAAGCUGCCGAUAUGUGCACUGGAGGUGAAGAUAAGGUGGCAAUGCUACUUUGGACAGGCGCCGCUUACCUCCUUCAAGGUCAUUGUCACUGUCACCUGCAGGACUGGAAACAAGCUGUGAUGCACUACACAAGGUGUAUCAACCUGCUGGUAAAGGUGCACUUUAAAGAGAAAGGUGGCCAACCUCAAGUCCCCAGCGCAGACAUGGUUGAUGAACAAAGAGCAGAUCUUGGGGUCCUUCAGAGGUUGAAGGGCCUCUCUCUAGCUUGGAGGGGCAUAAGCUUCAUGCAGUCAGACAAUCCCAGAAACGCGCUGAGAGACCUCCAGCUCGGACUACAGGCCUUGCCAGAGUGUGUGGGUGCAGGGCUGUGGUGUGGGGAGGUGCUGUGGAAGCUUGGCAGGAGAAAAGAAGCGGCUUCCUGUUGGGAGAAGACCUGGAACAUCACUGCACUCUCGGCAGAGAGCAUCCCUCUAUACUUAAGGGAACCCCAGUUUGGACCACUGUUGGACUCUGCAGAGCUUCGCCUCAGAAUAUCUGAACUGGAUCCCACCUAGUGCACCUUGGACGGAGAAGAACCAUCUUGCAGGUUUUGUGCUGGAAAACCAUUCCAGUGUAUCGUGAAGCAGACGUCAACAGACAAAAGAAUAUUGUCGUAGUAACAUGUAUGUAAAGUUGUUCUAAUGUAAAAAUGUUGAUUUACAACAUAUAUUAGAUGAACAUAACUUAUGUAGUUGUAUUGCGGUGUUUGGCAAGCGGUUCUUCAAUAAAUUCUGUUUGUGCUUCUUG